GAUAGCAAUAAUAGUUUUAUUGUUUAUUAUUGUGUGUUGUGUGUUGUGUGCAUCACAUAGGAAUUAAAAAAAAAUUAAAUAUUCAUAAAAUAAAAAAUAAAUGCAGAAUGAAGCGAGAUCGGUUCAUAUUACCAUAUAUCAUUUUCAACAUUUUGUUAUUUGUAUCAGUUAAUGGUUAUCAAGUGACAUUAAAAGGUGAUGGACCAAUAGUAGCUGGUGCAACAAUAAAUUUUGUUGUAACAAUUCAGGAUGGAAAUGAUUUAGCCACAGGCACCUUGUUCAAGUAUGAUUGGGAAGAUAGUGGUAUACCUCAACACACAAAACAAUCAGAAAACCAGAAUGCUACAGAUUCAUGGAGCAUCACAUAUAAUGCUAGUAUUUAUCCAGUUGGACCAUAUCUUACUCAAGUGGCAGUAAAAAAAUGUGUAAUAUAUGAAACUUUUUGCUAUCAAAUUGGAUCAGCCCGAAUUUUUUUUGAUAUAACAGGUACUUUGAAUGGAAAAUUGAACCUGCAACAAAUGAAUCUAACAAGACCAGAUCAUUAUGUUUCUAGUAAAGAAACUGUCACACACAUAGUGGAGUUCAAGAAAUCUGACAAAGAAUAUAUAAGUAAAGCUCCAACUGUUCUGACAUACUGGUUUGUAGACUGCACCUAUUAUGGGAUCACAACAGAUUUUGCAUUUCCCUUCAAUUACACUACACCUGAUGAAAGCCAUAUAGUUGAAGCACUAGUUAUGGCUGACUUCACUCCAUUACCUCCUUCUACAACAGUACCUCCUAGCACUACCACUACCAAAACAACAACUACUACAACAACAAAGUCUACUACAACUACUUCAACUCUCAAACCAACUACAAUUAAGCCUAAUGUCACCACAUCAUCACCUAAGAUCACCACUAUUGGAUCCAAUUCAACUACAACAGCCAUAAAAACUGUUAUCAAGAGAAGCAUGGCAAACAAUUUUAGUCAAAAAGUUGUUUCCAAGAUUAAAGUACCAGUUAAUGGUAACCUGGCACCAUAUAAUGGUUCAUUUCCUUUUGUCUGUAAUGGUUCCCAAGUACCUACAGAUCCAUUGAAGAGCUAUGGAUAUUUUUCUAAGUCAGUCAAUGUGAAAGCCCCAUUAUCCAAAGUUAAUGUCACUGGCAAUAACUGGAUACAACCAGGAGAUCUUUUGUCACUAAAAAUAAGCUGUUCUGGAUCGAAAAAUAUUGAGUAUUGUGUGGAAUACCACAGAGGACAGUAUAAUGUUACUGGCAAUGAAUCAUGCUAUGUUUAUGAACAACUUGACUCCUGUGAUUUCAGUAUACAACGAUUUCUGUCACUUCCUAAAAAUACGAUUGUUAUCAUCAUCAAGAAUGAUGUCAGUAAAGUUGUUACACCAGUAACAGUCAACAUUUAUAAGGUUAAAAAGCAAAGCCAAUUAUCUGUAAUUGUAGUACCUGUAUCUUUCUGUUUGGUAGCAGUUGUCAUGAUAGUUUUUGGAGUUGCUUACUACAUCCAGAAUCGUUCUCGAUUCAUAAUUGAGGUGGCAGAUUUCAAUUUUGGCCACCACUACAGUGAUAUGGAGUACAAGACUUUUAGAGAGAGACUUCGAGAUUCUAUAGUCAAUGCGUUUUCCAGAGGGCCAACUCCCAGUACUUCAGAAGUGCCUGUUUGGCCUCCAGGCCAGAAAUAUGGCAACAUGACAUAAAGGUGAUAUGUUAGAAGUGAA
Messenger RNA from Phaedon cochleariae (mustard beetle), 1712 nucleotides. The record is from the annotation of a GenBank genome assembly. Lineage: Eukaryota; Metazoa; Arthropoda; Insecta; Coleoptera; Chrysomelidae.